Galeopterus variegatus (Sunda flying lemur) is the source of this 4697-nucleotide messenger RNA. It is a transcript of the gene MAP3K12, whose product is annotated as mitogen-activated protein kinase kinase kinase 12. The transcript is spliced from 14 exons. Gene Ontology annotation, molecular function: JUN kinase kinase kinase activity; ATP binding. The record is from RefSeq and is a predicted model, not a curated record. Bases 1036 to 3765 code for a protein of 909 amino acids. Gene Ontology annotation, biological process: JNK cascade; protein autophosphorylation. NCBI's taxonomy places the organism in Eukaryota, Metazoa, Chordata, Mammalia, Dermoptera, Cynocephalidae.
CAGGGAGAUGGGAGACCAGGAUGAUUUCCAGCAUUAAGUUCUGGACAAGUCUGGUAUAGGUUGAAGAGUAUGCUGUACCUGAGAGAGAACAAGUUUAUCCCUUUGCAUAGCCGGAGAAACUGAGGCUCAACUAGAGCUUGCCUGAGGUUACAUAGCCAUUGAGUGGCAGGGCAAGUCUAGGAUUCAGGUUUUUUAAUUGUUGCUGUUUAAAUAGCAACCAUUUAAUUGGGACAAAUCUCCAUUGCCUGGUAAGCUGGGUUUUGGCUUGGGAAGCUCAGAAUGGGUUGGUGAAGGAGAGAGGAGACAGAGCCUCCUUUGACACCCAGGAGAGCAUCUGGACUGAUGGGAGGGCUAAGGGGUAUGAAGCAGUAGGCUACAGAUUGUUCUGACACAGCUUCUGCAUCCCUAUUGGAUGGUUUUGCUUUUUUCACGAACUGUGCUGGAGGGAUAGCAAAGUUGUAUAGUUACAGCCUUCACUUACCUUGAGAGGCCUGGGUGUGUACCUGUGAGCACCUGAGAGUAGGGCCCAGGUGUGGUUCCUGAGUGUGUCUUAAGAUAAGGCUGUCCCGAGUUGAGUGUUCCUGAGAGGACUCAUAAUUGGUAUUAUGUUUAAAUACUUGAGUGUGAGGCCCAGUGCCUCACUUGUAUAUGUCAGAGGCCCAGGAGCAUUAUCUGAGGGUGCCUGAGCAGGUCUACCAGUGUCGUGUGUGCACAUUUCAGUGUGAGAGAAGUCUAGGUAUGUUACCAGUGUGUGCCCGAGUCUGAAACCCAAGGUAAAGGUGUCUGAGAGACCCUCAUCUGUCUGCAUCUAUGUGCACCCAUGAGCCUCAGAUGAGAGAAAUAUGUACUGCAGUGGUGGGUUACAAUAAUCUUACAAGAAGGGAACUAGUCUGUUACCAUUAUGCUGGAGUUUAAGAUAUAUUUUACCUGAGUGGGGCCAUGUCCUUAUGGGAUCCUUCUCCCUGUCUCCCUGCGUUUGAGAUCUGUUGGACAGCCCUACCUGAUUCACCAGAUGUUACUUGUGUCUACCUGUGAAUGAUAUUCAGGGCCCACCGCUCACCACUACACUGGGGCCCAGAGGUCAUGGCCUGCCUUCAUGAGACCCGCACACCCUCCCCUUCCUUUGGGGGCUUCGUGUCUACCCUAAGUGAGGCGUCCAUGCGCAAGCUGGACCCAGAAACUUCUGACUGCACUCCUGAGAAGGACCUGACACCUACCCAGUGUGUACUUCGAGAUGUAGUACCCCUCGGUGGGCAGGGCGGGGGUGGGCCCAGCCCCUCCCCAGGUGGAGAGCCACCCCCUGAGCCUUUUGCCAACAGUGUCCUGCAGCUACAUGAGCAGGACACAGGGGUCCCAGGGGGAGCCCCUGGGUCACCUGAAAGUCGGGCGUCCAGAGUUCGAGCUGAUGAGGUGCGGCUGCAGUGUCAGAGUGGCACUGGCUUCCUUGAAGGCCUCUUUGGCUGCCUGCGCCCUGUCUGGACCAUGAUUGGCAAAGCCUACUCCACUGAGCACAAGCAGCAGCAGGAAGACCCUUGGGAGAUCCCAUUUGAGGAAAUCCUGGACCUGCAGUGGGUGGGCUCAGGGGCCCAGGGUGCUGUCUUCCUGGGGCGCUUCCAUGGGGAAGAGGUGGCUGUGAAGAAGGUGCGAGACCUCAAGGAGACCGACAUCAAGCACCUAAGAAAGCUGAAGCACCCCAACAUCAUCACCUUCAAGGGCGUGUGCACUCAGGCUCCCUGCUACUGCAUCCUCAUGGAGUUCUGUGCCCAGGGCCAGCUGUAUGAGGUUCUUCGGGCUGGCCGCCCUGUCACCCCCUCCUUGCUGGUUGACUGGUCCAUGGGCAUUGCCGGUGGCAUGAACUACCUGCACCUGCACAAGAUUAUCCACAGAGACCUCAAGUCCCCCAACAUGCUAAUCACAUACGACGAUGUGGUGAAGAUCUCAGAUUUUGGCACUUCCAAGGAGCUGAGUGACAAGAGCACCAAGAUGUCCUUUGCAGGGACAGUAGCCUGGAUGGCCCCUGAGGUGAUCCGCAAUGAGCCUGUGUCUGAGAAGGUCGACAUCUGGUCCUUUGGUGUGGUGCUGUGGGAACUGCUGACUGGUGAGAUCCCCUACAAAGAUGUAGAUUCCUCAGCCAUCAUCUGGGGUGUGGGAAGCAACAGUCUCCAUCUGCCUGUGCCGUCCAGCUGCCCAGAUGGCUUCAAAAUCUUACUUCGCCAGUGCUGGAAUAGUAAACCACGAAAUCGUCCGUCAUUCCGACAGAUCCUGCUGCAUCUGGACAUUGCCUCAGCUGAUGUACUCUCCACACCCCAGGAGACUUACUUUAAGUCACAGGCAGAGUGGCGGGAAGAAGUAAAGCUGCAUUUUGAAAAGAUUAAGUCAGAAGGGACUUGUCUGCACCGCCUAGAAGAGGAGCUGGUGAUGCGGAGGCGGGAGGAGCUCAGACAUGCCUUGGACAUUAGGGAGCACUAUGAACGAAAGCUGGAGAGAGCCAACAACUUGUACAUGGAACUUAAUGCCCUCAUGUUGCAGCUGGAACUCAAGGAGCGAGAGCUGCUCAGGCGGGAGCAGGCUUUAGAGCGGAGAUGCCCAGGUCUGCUGAAGUCACACCCUUCCCGGGGACUCUUGCAUGGGAACACAAUGGAGAAGCUUAUCAAGAAGAGGAACGUGCCACAGAAGCUGUCACCCCAUAGCAAAAGGCCAGAUAUCCUCAAGACAGAAUCUUUGCUACCUAAACUAGAUGCAGCCCUAAGUGGGGUGGGGCUUCCUGGGUGUCCUAAGGGCCCCCCCUCACCAGGACGGAGUCGCCGUGGCAAGCCCCGUCACCGCAAGGCCAGCGCCAAGGGCAGCUGUGGGGACCUGCCUGGGCUCCGUGCAGCUGUGCCACCCCAUGAACCUGGAGGACCAGGAAGCCCAGGGGGCCUAGGAGGGGGACCCUCUGCCUGGGAAGCUUGUCCCCCUGCCCUCCGUGGGCUCCAUCAUGAUCUUCUGCUCCGCAAGAUGUCUUCAUCAUCCCCAGACCUACUGUCAGCAGCACUGGGCUCCCGGGGCCGGGGGGCAACAGGGGGAACUGGGGAUCCUGGCUCACCACCGCCAGCCCGGGGUGACACACCCCCAAGUGAGGGCUCAGCCCCUGGCUCCACCAGCCCGGAUUCACCUGGGGGAGCCAAAGGAGAGCCACCUCCACCUGUGGGGCCUGGUGAAAGUGUUGGGCUGCUGGGAACUGGAAGGGAAGGGACAGCAGGCCGGGGAGGAAGCCGGGCUGGGUCCCAGCACUUGACCCCAGCUGCACUGCUGUACAGGGCUGCUGUCACCCGAAGUCAGAAACGUGGCAUAUCCUCAGAAGAGGAGGAAGGAGAGGUAGACAGCGAAGUUGAACUGACAUCAAGCCAGCGGUGGCCUCAGAGCCUGAACAUGCGCCAGUCACUAUCUACCUUCAGCUCAGAGAAUCCAUCAGAUGGAGAGGAAGGUACAGCUAGUGAGCCUUCCCCCAGUGGCACACCUGAAGUUGGCAGAACCAACACUGAUGAGCGGCCAGAUGAGCGGUCUGAUGACAUGUGCUCCCAGGGAUCAGAAAUCCCACUGGACCCCCCUGCUUCAGAGGGGGUCCCUGGCCCUGAACCCAGCUCCCUGCCCAUUCCACACCAGGACCUACUCAGAGGGGAACAGGGCCAUCCCAAUUCUGAGGACUCAGACUGUGACAGCACUGAACUGGACCACUCCAACAGCAUUGAUGCCUUGCGGCCUCCAGCCUCCCUCCCUCCAUGAGAGCCACUUUUAUUUCCUGUACAUAGAGAAAUAUUUAUAUAAAUAAUAUAUAUGCGCCACAUAAUCAACAGAGAAAGAUGGAGCUGCCCCAGCCUUAAGUCAAGUUUGAGGGAGCCUGAUACCCUAACCAAUUCACUUGAUAAACUCUAGGGACACUAGCAGCUGUGGAAAUGAAUGACAAGCACCGCCCUAGAGCUGCGUGCAGAUGGGGAAACUAGCCCUUUCCUGCUUCAUUACAUUCUUUAUGUUCAGCAAGCAGUUAGGCAACAGAAAGCCAGGCUUGUAUCUAUACUCUCUACCCCCAAAUACUGGUGGGCAGAGGACGGAACCACUUAGACUGCACUUUUUUGUUUCCCGUUUACUCUGUUUACACAUGUUGCACUUGGGAGGAAGGAGAGUAAGGCUGGACCCUCCCCUCUGAGAUUUCUCAGGUGGCAAUGUAACUCAUUUCUUUUGUCCUUUCAUUUGUCUGCCCAAGCCCUGGCUUAGGGCCGAGGGGGAGGUUAGAAGACUGAUAGCAUGUGAUGGCCCAGGCUGAAGAACUGGGUGCUGUUUAAGUCCCUGCUUUUAUCCUGGUGCCUGAUUGGGGUAGGGACUGUCAUAUUGUAACUCCUAUGAAAAACCUUGAAAUAUAACCACUCCACGCAGGCCCUACUGUUGCGGGUUUUCUUGACGAAUGAAUGGGGUAGCAAACAUGGUUUAAGUCUCAAGCUCCAGACUUUAUCUGACUCUGGACAAAUUUACUUACCCCCUUUAUACCUCUUCUGUAAGUGAACAUAUCUAGCUCCAGCUUUCUAAAAUCAUUGGCAUAAAUGGUAACAGGUACAUCUUUCUAAAUGAUUUUAGUUUAAGUAUAUCUUAAACACCCACUUUUGUUAUAGAGCAAAGAUUAUAAAUGAACAGUUAUUAAAAAGAGACUGAAGUUUAAAAUA